GAAGGCUCGGCGGGGGCCCUCGCCGGGGCGCUGGACGACGGGCGGAAACCCACGGCAGUGCCUACACGUGCGCCUUCCCCGCGUCUUGCCCUAAGGCCCCAGCACACCCUGCCAAGCCCGCGGCCGCCGCUGCCCCCGCCGGGACCGAGAUUUUAUCCUGAUGGCUGACUCGAAGCCGCUGCCCUGCGCGGAUGGGGACCCCGUGGCCAUGGAGGCCCUGCUCCGGGAGGUGUUCUCGAUUGUGGUGGAUGAGGCCGUCCUGAAAGGGACCAGCGCCUCUGAGAAGGUCUGCGAGUGGAAGGAGCCUGAGGAGCUGAAGCAGCUGCUGGAUUUGGAGCUCCGGGGCCAGGGGGAGCGGCGGGAGCAGCUGCUGGAGCGCUGCCGCGCGGUGAUCCGCUACAGCGUGAAGACCGGUCACCCUCGGUUCUUCAACCAGCUCUUCUCAGGCUUGGAUCCGCACGCUCUGGCCGGGCGUAUCAUCACCGAGAGCCUCAAUACCAGCCAGUACACGUAUGAAAUCGCCCCCGUGUUUGUGCUGAUGGAAGAGGAGGUGCUGAGCAAGCUGCGGGCCCUGGUGGGCUGGACCUCCGGGGACGGGGUCUUCUGCCCCGGUGGCUCCAUCUCCAACAUGUACGCCCUGAACCUGGCCCGCUAUCACCGCUACCCGGAGUGCAAACAGAGGGGCCUCCGGGCGCUGCCGCCCCUGGCCCUCUUCGCGUCGGAGGAGUGCCACUAUUCCAUCAAGAAAGGAGCCGCUUUCCUGGGACUUGGCACCGACAGCGUCCGAGUGGUCAAGGCUGAUGAGAGAGGGAAGAUGGUCCCCGAGGAUCUGGAGAGGCAGAUCCGCCUGGCCGAGGCCGAGGGAGCGGUGCCAUUCCUGGUCAGCGCCACGUCUGGCACGACCGUGCUGGGGGCCUUCGACCCGCUGGAGGCCAUCGCUGACGUGUGCCAGCGUCACGGGCUGUGGCUGCACGUGGAUGCCGCCUGGGGCGGGAGCGUGCUGCUGUCACAGACACACAAGCAUCUCCUGGAUGGGAUCAGCAGGGCUGACUCCGUGACCUGGAACCCCCACAAGCUCCUGGGAGCCGGCCUGCAGUGCAGUGCCCUCCUGCUCCGGGACACCUCGAACCUGCUCAAGCGCUGCCACGGCUCCCAGGCCAGCUACCUUUUCCAGCAGGACAAGUUCUACGACGUGGCCCUGGACACGGGGGACAAAGUGGUGCAGUGCGGCCGCCACGUGGACUGCCUGAAGCUGUGGCUCAUGUGGAAAGCACAGGGUGGCCAGGGCCUGGAGCUGCGAGUGGACCGUGCCUUCGCCCUGGCCCGGUACCUGUUGGAGGAGGUGAAGAAGCGGGAAGGGUUUGAGCUGGUCAUGGAGCCUGAGUUCCUCAACGUCUGUUUCUGGUUCGUGCCGCCCAGCCUGCGGGGCCAGCAGAGGAGCCCAAAUUAUAGCCAGAGGCUGGCCCAGGUGGCGCCCGCACUCAAGGAGCGCAUGGUGAAAGAGGGCUCCAUGAUGAUCGGCUACCAGCCGCACGGGGCCCGGGUCAACUUCUUCCGCGUGGUGGUAGCCAACCCCGCGCUCACCCGCGCCGACGUGGACUUCCUGCUGGACGAGCUGGAGCGGCUGGGCCGGGACCUGUGAGCCUCCAGGAUGCCCCUGGGAUGCAGUGCCACUCUUUCAUUAAGAUUACGUUUAUAGAGAGAUUUUUAUUAAUAUGAAAAAGUAACUUUAACAUAAUAUGUCAGGAAAGCUGGCUGUAAGACUUUCUAGUAAAUUCUGAGCUCUAUUGAAGAAUGCAUAGGAAAAGAAAAGAUGAUGAGUGAGAUGUGCCAAAAUGAUAGCGGUUUUCCAUAGGAAGUACAAAUAGGAAAUUUAAAAAUCUAUUCCUUUGUUGUCUCCCCUUUUAUUAUGUAACUAAUAUAAAUCGCCUUGGUAGUAGGAAAAUAAUAAAGUUAAAAUUACAAUUA
Molecule: messenger RNA, 1968 nt
Organism: Oryctolagus cuniculus (rabbit)
Lineage: Eukaryota; Metazoa; Chordata; Mammalia; Lagomorpha; Leporidae
Source: RefSeq, a predicted model, not a curated record